GUCUUUACCGAACCAUCAAGGUGGCCGUGGAGGUGAUCGUAGCCAUGGUAACCUUGCGGAGAUGCUGCGGCAGCUGAGCGGUGUAAUUAUCGAACGAUUGUAAGAAGGAAAAUCGCGCGUCUUCUGUUUAUGGCUGAGCCACCGGACAUAGACUGAAGGUUCAGAAUGUAAAAGUAAAUCGGAAACAAAACAAAGCAUCUGUUAUUGUCAAGAAUAUAAACCACAUCAGAUCUUUACUCCAAGACACCUACUGAGUUCAGACUUACGACCUGACAACACAGUUCAGUUCAAGGUUCGACAAGAUGGAUGCCAGUAAUCUUCAGGUUCGCUGGAAACACCACCAGAUGGGAGUAAUGGACUAUUUAAGACAACUGCUGGUUUCUGAAGUGUUUGUUGACGUCACUCUGUGUUGCCAGAACAAAAGGUUCAAGGCGCACAGGAUCCUGUUGUCGGCUUGCAGCUCCUACUUGCAGCAAGUGUUGGUGGAGCACUUGGCUUCUGAUCACGUGACCAUCAUCCUGCCCGACAUCCACCCUGAAGACAUGCAGUGGCUCCUGGACUUCAUGUACACUGGCGCAGUCGCAGUUCCCAGACGCCGGCUGUCCUCCUUUCUGCAAGCAGCUGAGGCUCUGCACAUCAAAGUUCUGACGGAUGUGGCCCAGCUACAGAAAGGAUCUGAAAGCGACAGUGUUGUCUGCAUCCCCGCCUGUUCUCCAGCACUGGACAUCAAAGUGACCAAUCUUCCAAAUUUCCAAAAUCACCUCAUCACUUCUGACAUAGACGCUUGUUACAUUAACCCUUAUGAUCUGACUGGCGACUUCAAGCAGUCUGCAUGCCACGACGAUGCCACCAAUCAGACUGAUUCAUCCAAUAAACAGAGCUUUAAACCUGUUACGAUGGACAGAAAAAGUCGUGUUUUCAAGUGCUCCGUAGACAAUUCAUCUUACACGCAGAUUAGUGGGCAAAAUCCUGCAGAAAGCAAUAGAAAUUCCUGUAAGGUUAGCUUAAACACUUCAUCGCUUCAAGAUGGGUUGUCGGAAGGAGAAAGAACCCAAGAAGGAACUAAAACAAAGGGCUGUACAGAAUGUGAAGGAUCAUCAAGCAAAGGUGUCAGGGUAUUAAACAGUGGCCGUAACACGAGGAUUAUUCCAAAUUCAAUAGAAGAAAAUAAGAUGUCUGCUGAAUGCACUUCAGGAAAUGUUGUCUUACCGUAUUCGGAGAAACCACUUCAUGAUAAAUCGUCUUAUGAUAAUACAGACGUGGUAGGAAAUUUAAACACUAAUCACAGAGCAGCUCCUUCGGCCGCUAAUCACAGCUGCAAGUCACUAAAGAUGCCACUGGCAGAUAGGGAAUAUAGUAGAGACACGAUAGUGCCGUGUGCAGAAGGCGACUCCUUGUCACAAUACGGGUUAAAGUUGACCUCAAAUAGCGAUUUACAUAUCGUUCAUAAAGGAAACAGCAAAAUAAUCUCUCCAAAUAAUUUAUGUUCCGAAUACGGACAAGAUACGAGGGUAAUUGUGGAGUCACCGUUGAGAAAUGAAAGUAGGAGCUUUCGCGAAGAAAAUUCCGAACAGUAUGAUCUGCAUUUACAGCGUUUAUUGCAGUGGCCAAAACCUCUCCCAUCUCUCAUGCCUAUAAGCACUAACAACUACAACUAUAGCGGACAAAUUGCACCCGGCUACCUCAUCAGAGACGGAAAAAUUAAUGGUUACAUGACUCACGCAACGCGCCCAGAGGAUCGAAAAGACCUGUUACCACAACACCCGCAAAAUAUGAAAGAUACGAUCCCAAAUAUUGAACCAGAACAUCAGGCCGACGUUAUGACAGCGGGUGAGAACUUCUUAAAGGCUCACAGGCGUGGGAGAAAUGUAUGGCUCUCUGGAAGGGACAAGCAGUUGCAACUCAACGGUCAGAGAUCCGUGUCAGACUGCAAACCUUCAAGAGGCCUUGCACAAAGAAUGCCCCGUCUGUCCCCCAUAGUCCCGCCUUCUCCAUGGACUCAACAUCACCGACCGCCCUGCGCUACUCCAGUGGCCCUUCCGCCCAGAGGAGGGGCCAUGGGUUUCAGCUGGAUCACUUCAAAACAGGCGUUCUCACCAGUGCAAAGGUUUGUACACCAGACAACGCCUCCAGACCAUCAGCUGCCCCUGGGCGAUACGGCUAGGCCACCUUCAACCGUCCAAGUACACAGUCCGAAUCCAAAUGGAAACACAGACACGGGUUCUUCCCCUUCUCAUACAGAGCAUCUGCAGAGACCUGCAAAUAGCGACGACAACACCGGAUAUGAUCAAGUACCUUCUCUUGGGAAGAGAGCUUCAGAAAGCCUUGACGUGUUCUGCAAACUGAAGGAAAGACGUCUUCAGGAUUUUUAUAGAGAACAGAGGACGAUAGAUCUCAGAAGUGGAGGAAACGUAACUCAGAGUAAAGAAGACGAAGUUGCCAGUGACUUGACAACUAAGUCCUCACUUCCCAACAGAAGCAGUCCUUCAGGGUACCAGAAAAUGACAAUGUCACUGCAAGAAAAACUCAAACCGUUACCAGAACCGAAAUUAUCUAACUGUGAUGAAAGGCUGUCAUAUGAGGAAAAUGUAAAGGAAGACGAUAACAAAAACUUAACAGAAAACUGUGAUACUGAAGAAAUUAAUUCGGAGCAAAAUAACUCGGUUUCAAUUGAUGAAGUGGCGGAACACGAACGUAAAGAGGAGGGCCAGGGUCAAGUUCAAGGAGAUUGCGAUGUCCCGGUUCCUCGCGACACCGCGCGGACCGUCUUCACGAAGAACGACAACAAUAACAACAACAACAACGAUCUGACGCGCGAGUGUGCGCAAACCGCUCCAAUCGCGAAGAGCCAUGGCUGUGAAGACUGCGGGAAGUUCUUUUCCCGGCGUCAGCUGUUGCUGCAGCAUCGGCGCAUCCACACGGGUGAGCGUCCCUAUUCGUGUGCAGACUGCGGGCGGCAAUUCACGCAGCGCGGCCAUUGGAGCACGCACCAGAAGUUGCACGAGCCGGCCCGCAGACCCGAGCACGCCUGCCCCAGCUGUGGGAAGGCUUUCGUCACACGCGCCUCCCUCAAGGUUCAUCUCCGGACCCACACGGGGGAAAAACCGUUCCAAUGUGGGGAAUGUGGCAAACAGUUCAGCCAACUGCGCAACUACAAAUACCACCGCUCCGUUCACGAGGGUACCCGUGAGUUCGCAGCGACGUGUCCGGAAUGCGGCAAAUAUUUCAACGAUCGUGGAUACCUCAGUUCUCACAUGAAAAUACACAGAAACCGCAAGGAGUAUGGAUGUCAAUACUGCGGCAAGAGCUUCAAUCAGAGAGUGGCCUACAACAUGCACGUGAGGAUCCAUACAGGUGAACGCCCACAUUCGUGUCCGCAUUGCAACAAAUCGUUCUCACGCAAAAUGUUGCUCAAACAACAUCUGCGGAUUCACACUGGUGAGAAACCGUUCGCGUGUAGCGUUUGUGGAAAAGCGUUCGCCGACAGGAGCAACAUGACGCUCCACAUGCGACUGCAUUCUGGAAUCAAGCCAUACUCUUGCCAGCUGUGCGCCAAGGCCUUCACAAAGAAACAUCACCUCAAAACGCACCUGAACUACCACACUGGAACCAAACCAUACUCAUGCAGCAAAUGUGGGCUACGGUUCAGUCAGUCUAGUAACAUGAGGACUCAUUUUAAGAAAUGCACAAGCACCGGAAUAGCGAAUGCAGAGACACCUGUGAAUAAGACGGAAACUACCACAGCACAGGACAAAGAAAACAGCGGCGCUACUUCCCCUUCUUCUUCGCCCGGACGAAGUGACGUAACGAUGACUUCUGCGCGGUCCUCAUCAGCUGUGAUUACUCCUCCCCAUUCCGACGAAUCGUCGUGCGGGAGCGCUGAUAUAGCAAGAAACGCGAUCGAAGUGCAGCCUGCCUAGUGCGCAGGCGCUGAACGUUCAUUCACAUGAAAUCUUCUUGACCCCUACGUAAUUCUCCCUCAGUAGAGACUAGAAUGAGCCUUUGGGUUCCAUAAUGACGAACAUCUGGGUCGUCAAGGAAUCUCUGUGUGCUGCAGUUACAGGCUUAGACGGCGCCAUGUUUAUCGAGCCGUUCUUGCGUGGGAGUAUAACACUAAAAUGGAUUUCAGAGGAAGUUGUUUUGUGAGGAUGUUGACUGGGUUGGACUCUUUCAGAAGAUGGUUCAAGUAAUGGGUUAUAUGUUGACGAGAUUAACGUUCAGGUAGUAUAAAGAACAAGGAUUUUCUUGAACUGCUGUUCAGGAAAUGUAACAAUUGCAAAUGCAUGAAUAAUAUUUUGGAAUUGAAUAUUACUGUAUUACAGUUUAAAACAAAAUAAAUAUGUAAAUAAAUUAUUAAGCAGUUUUAAAGUUUAUCGUCAUGAGAAGCAAGAAGAGGCUGGGAUCACGAAUAUAUGAGCGAUAAAUCCUGAUGCACAUAUCAAAUGUUUUAUUAGAAUAAAUAAUAAAUAUAGACUUGUAAAAUGAGAAUUGCUUUAUAUUAUAUUAAAUGAUCAUGAUUAAUUUGUGCCACUGUAGUAAUUCCUGCCGCUGACAGCUCCGUAGAGAUGCAAACAAACCGCCCUUGCCUGGUGUG
Messenger RNA from Cryptotermes secundus, 4594 nucleotides. RefSeq lists its product as uncharacterized. Gene Ontology annotation, cellular component: nucleus. The coding region runs from base 303 to 3920 and encodes 1205 amino acids. Gene Ontology annotation, molecular function: protein binding. NCBI's taxonomy places the organism in Eukaryota, Metazoa, Arthropoda, Insecta, Blattodea, Kalotermitidae. The transcript is spliced from 7 exons. The record is from RefSeq and is a predicted model, not a curated record.